Vigna umbellata (rice bean) is the source of this 3209-nucleotide messenger RNA. Its product is annotated as mechanosensitive ion channel protein 6. Lineage: Eukaryota; Viridiplantae; Streptophyta; Magnoliopsida; Fabales; Fabaceae. Gene Ontology annotation, cellular component: plasma membrane. The record is from RefSeq and is a predicted model, not a curated record. Gene Ontology annotation, molecular function: mechanosensitive monoatomic ion channel activity. Gene Ontology annotation, biological process: monoatomic anion transport; transmembrane transport.
CACCGUCCCACAUCAACAACCUACCAUAACACCUAGCUGGCGCUCUCACUCUGAAAUCUUUUAAAAACAACAUUAUUCACCUGGACUGAAGAACAUCGUCGUUGUGAAUCUGCAUUACACGCGUCAACACACUAUCGGGAAAAGACCAUUUCAAAUUCAAUCGAAAGUGCAGCAUUUAUUUCUGCCUGCAACCCUGAUGCAAUCUAUCAGGAAGUCCUUCAAAUCUUAUGGUUCCUUCAAACAAACAAAAAGGUUUUCCGGCGCCGGAAACCCCGAUUCCGACCACGAGCAGCUCCCCAUUCUCCUCGACCAAGAAACGCACCGCCACAGCGCAAUGCCAGCCGGCGACUACGUCGUCAAAAUCGACGAUGCCGCCAAUCCUUCCCAGGCCAACAAGAUUUGGCGCGAGUCGAGCUACGACUCGUGGAGGGGCGAAGGCUCGUCCUCCGCCGCCAGUGACCAGAGUUUUAAUUUCCGGCAGACGGAGGACCCGCCGUCGCAGCUGAUAGGGCGUUUCCUCCACAAGCAGCGGGCCUCCGGCGAGAUGCAGCUGGACAUGGAUUUGGAAAUGGAGGAGCUCCAGGACGAUGCCGGCGAAGGAAGGUUGACGCCGGUGGAGGAGUCUCCGGUGAACUAUCGCAAUUCCAGGGAGCUGAAGGUCUCCUUCGAUGAACCCCUUUCCGAUUCGAAUCUCCUCGAACAGCAGAACGACCCCUUCAGAAGAAGGCCCAGCAAGGAAUCGUCGACGAUCGCGGACUUCCAACGCCCUCCGCACCCGCCGCAGUACGACCAUCGUCGCUCGCCUUCGCCGUCGCCUAUUGACGACGGCGAGGUACUUCGGUGCACCUCGAACGCUUCCUUCGAGAGAAACCUCUCCAUGCAGAGGAAAUCUGCGUUGUUGAAGGCCAAAACGAGAUCCAGGUUGCUGGCCCCGCCAGACGAAUCCGAGAGAAAAUCGAGUCGGGUUAUGAAAUCGGGUCAGCUCCAGUCUGGGUUUUUAGGGAGGAAGGGUGAUGAGGAGGAGGACGAUCCGUUUUUGGAAGAGGAUCUUCCUGAUGAGUUUAAGAAGACUCAUUUCAGCUUCUGGAUUCUUCUGGAGUGGGUGAGUUUGAUUUUGAUCAUUGGGUUUUUGAUAACCACCCUAUGCAUUCCCUUUCUGAGGGAGAUGAAUUUGUGGCAUCUUAAAUUGUGGAAAUGGGAGGUUAUGGUUCUGGUUUUGAUAUGUGGGAGAUUGGUGUCUGAUUGGGUUAUUAGGAUUGCCGUAUUCUGCAUUGAGAGGAACUUCCUCUUGAGGAAGAGGGUGUUGUAUUUUGUGUACGGUGUGAAGAAAGCUGUUCAGAAUUGUGUUUGGUUGGGGCUCGUGUUGAUUGCAUGGCAUUUAUUGUUUGACCAGAGGGUGCAGAGGGAGACCAACAGUAAUUUCUUGGAGUAUGUUAACAAGGUGUUGGUGUGUUUCCUUGUGGGGACUUUGGUAUGGUUGCUGAAGACUCUAAUGGUUAAGGUGUUGGCCUCUUCUUUCCAUGUGAGCACGUACUUUGAUAGGAUUCAGGAGUCACUGUUUAAUCAGUAUGUAAUUGAGACGCUUUCGGGGCCUCCAUUGGUGGAGAUUCAGAAGGCUGAAGAGGAGGAGGAGAAGCUUGCUGAUGAGGUCCAGCAGCUGCAGAAUGCUGGGGUUACCAUACCCCCUGACCUUAAGGCAACUGCUUUUUCUGAUAUCAAGAGUGGCAGGUCCAGGAGUGGAGUGCUCAAGAGCCCCAGAGCUAAGAGCGCCAAGUUUUCGCGCCCUCUUUCCAAGGGCUCUGACGAUGGUAAUGUCAUCACCAUUGAUAACCUCAACAAACUCAACCCCAACAAUAUCUCUGCCUGGAAUAUGAAAAGGUUGAUGAACAUGGUCCGGCAUGGGGCUCUUAGCACCUUGGAUGAACAGAUACUUGAUACCGCCAAUGAAGAUGAGAACGCCACGCAGAUCAGAAGUGAAAACGAGGCAAAAUCUGCUGCUAAGAAAAUAUUUCAAAAUGUUGCUAGGCGUGGGUGCAGGUAUAUAUACCCGGAUGACUUGAUGCGAUUUAUGCAAGAAGACGAAGCUGCAAAAACCAUGAAUCUCUUCGAAGGAGCAUCUGAUUCUGGGAGAAUAAGCAAAGCUGCUUUGAAGAACUGGGUGGUCAAUGCCUUCAGGGAAAGGAGAGCGCUCGCUUUGACACUAAAUGACACAAAAACGGCAGUGAACAAACUUCAUCGAAUGCUGAAUUUUAUAGUUGGAAUUGUUGUACUGAUUAUUUGGCUCUUGAUAUUGGAACUUGCCACCACCAAAUUUCUUGUCUUUUUGAGUUCACAGAUUGUCUUGGUUACAUUUAUAUUUGGAAACACCUGCAAGACCAUAUUUGAGGCAAUUGUUUUCCUAUUUGUCAUGCACCCAUUUGACGUGGGAGAUAGAUGUGAAAUCGAUGGGAUUCAGAUGAUCGUAGAAGAAAUGAACAUAUUGACAACUAUAUUUCUGAAAUACGAUAAUCAUAAGGUGAUCAUCCCUAACAGUGUCCUUGCUACCAAGGCUAUAUUUAACUUUUACCGGAGUCCUGACAUGCAAGAUAUUAUCGAAUUCUACAUACAUGUAUGCACCCCAGUUGAAAAGAUUUCACUUAUAAAACACAGAAUAAACAGUUUCUGUGAAAGCAAGAAGGAGCACUGGUAUCCUUCACCUACUGUAGUAGUCAGGGAUCAUAUAGACAUACACAUGGUGAAAAUGGCUAUCUGGCCCAGUCAUAGAAUGAACUUCCAAGAUCAGACAGAAAGGCAUACCAGGAGAUCCAUUUUGCUUGAAGAGUUGAUUAAGAUUUUCAGGGAACUCGACCUUAAUUAUCGCCUCUUGCCGCUGGACGUUAACGUCAGAGCCGUGCCUACCUCCUCUGAACGGCUUCCACCUAGUUGGCAAUCGAUUCCAAGUUGAGCAGAAGCAAAUUCAUGUAAUUCAAAGCCCCUUUUUGUGUGGAAUACCCGUGGCGUUAACUGCUAGGAGGCACCAUAUUUUAGCAGGAUAGCAUGUGUAAAGAAAAUGGCUUUGGUUUUUCUUAGUUAGAUUAGUUUCAUAUGUACCAAGCUUAGUCUGUAGCUAUGAAGCAUGUCUAGGCACACGCAUGUAGUAGAUGUGGUGAAAUCAAUAGUACUAAUCAUUGCCUUGUUUAUACUUUCACUAUCAAAGUUCCCUAGUUCUA